UGUGCAGAGAAUCAGGCAGAGAUCUCAGGGACGGCUCUGCUCGCCCUCCCCGCAGCGGACCGCCGGCCGCCCGCGAACCCUAGGUUCCCAGUGGGCACGACCUUUCUUCCUCCCACAGCCCCCGGGAGACCUCCACCACAGCCAGGCGGUCCCGGCCAGAAAUAACCCCGUGAAGGGCCCGGCCGUCCGCCCGCGCCUCCUGACUCAGUGCGUGCGGUGAGGGAGGGGCCCCGGGGGUGGCCGCGGCGGGGUCCAGGGAGCCCCGACGUCUGACGUCUCUCUUCUCCCCGUGUCGGGGAGGACUGUCGGGGGGACGCCAGGAGCAGGGACCACGCCCCCGCACCCGCCCUGGACUUAAAGUCAAGGAAUGCCUGGAGCUCCAGGGUCAGCCUGAGAAGGGAGGAAAAGCUACAGUCCCGUGAAGCGUCGGCGGAAGGCACGAAGACUGAGCGUGGCCUACGAGGCCUCAGAAGGUGAAGAAGGCGAGGGGGCCGAGCGUCUCCAGGCACCAUCCUGGCAGCCUCAGGACUGGCGGCGGCAGCUGGACAACAUCCGGACCAUGAGGAGCGGGAAGGACGCGCCCGUGGACCAGCUGGGGGCUGAGCACUGCUUUGACCCCAGCGCAUCCCCAAAGCAGGUGCAGAGGUACCAGGUGCUGCUGUCCCUGAUGCUCUCCAGCCAGACCAAGGACCAGGUGACAGCGGGCGCCAUGCAGCGGCUACGGGCCCGGGGCCUGACGGUGGACAGCAUCCUGCAAACGGAUGACAGCACACUGGGAACGCUCAUCUAUCCUGUGGGCUUCUGGAGGGUGAGCCAGCCUGUGGCCAGCAGGCCUAGGGGCACCGCUGGCUUGCAAAAGGUGUCAAGGAAGCUGAACAGCUGCAGGGGGCGGGGGCAGUCGCUGGAGCAGGCAUCCCUGGCUAGCAAGGUGAAGUACAUCAAACAGACCACUGCAAUCCUGCAGCAGCGUUACGGUGGGGACAUCCCAGCCUCCGUGGCAGAGCUGGUGGCGCUGCCCGGUGUCGGGCCCAAGAUGGCGCACUUGGCCAUGGCGGUGGCCUGGGGCACUGUGUCAGGCAUUGCAGUGGACACACAUGUGCACAGAAUCGCCAACCGACUCAGGUGGACCAAGGAGGCAACCAGGUCCCCAGAGGAAACCCGAAGGGCUCUGGAGGAGUGGCUGCCCAGGGAACUGUGGAGAGAAAUCAACGGCCUGCUGGUGGGCUUUGGCCAACAGACUUGCCUGCCCGUCCACCCACGCUGCCAGGCCUGCCUCAACCGGGCCCUGUGCCCAGCUGCACGGGGACUCUGAGGGCCUGGGGCCUCUGCCCGGCGCCACUCUGGCCACUGUCUGUGCCUUUGCUGGGGAGCUGUAGCCUGUUUAUAAUAAAGCUUGGGGGUUGUUUGCA
Molecule: messenger RNA, 1409 nt
Organism: Capra hircus (goat)
Lineage: Eukaryota; Metazoa; Chordata; Mammalia; Artiodactyla; Bovidae
Gene: NTHL1
Product: nth like DNA glycosylase 1
Exons: 6
Coding region: 560-1312 (250 amino acids)
Biological process (GO): base-excision repair; base-excision repair, AP site formation; nucleotide-excision repair
Cellular component (GO): nucleus
Molecular function (GO): 4 iron, 4 sulfur cluster binding; oxidized pyrimidine nucleobase lesion DNA N-glycosylase activity; DNA-(apurinic or apyrimidinic site) endonuclease activity
Source: RefSeq, a predicted model, not a curated record